This is a messenger RNA of Protobothrops mucrosquamatus (brown spotted pit viper), 473 nucleotides long. Its product is annotated as DNA-directed RNA polymerases I and III subunit RPAC2-like. The record is from RefSeq and is a predicted model, not a curated record. Gene Ontology annotation, cellular component: RNA polymerase I complex; RNA polymerase III complex. The coding region runs from base 38 to 388 and encodes 116 amino acids. The transcript is spliced from 5 exons. Gene Ontology annotation, biological process: DNA-templated transcription. NCBI's taxonomy places the organism in Eukaryota, Metazoa, Chordata, Lepidosauria, Squamata, Viperidae. Gene Ontology annotation, molecular function: protein dimerization activity; DNA-directed RNA polymerase activity.
GGGGAGGCAGAAAUGCAGUAGGUGAAGCUUAAAGCAAAUGAGCAACCACCACCCCUUAAUCAUAAUCAGCACUGGAAACUGCUGCAGGGUACGAGCUGAGGGGUCGGAUAAGACCUGUGUCACAUUUGUGCUCAACAAUGAGGACCACACCCUCGGCAAUUCUUUGAGAUACAUGAUUAUGAAAAACCCUGAAAUUGAGUUUUGUGGUUAUAGCAUCACUCAUCCCUCGGAAAGCAAAAUCAACUUCCGCAUCCAGACCAGAGGGGGUCUACCUGCUAUAGAUGCCUUCCAGAAGGGACUAGAAGACCUCAUGGGCGUCUGUCAGCAUGUGCUUAGCACAUUCGAGGCAAGUGUAGAAGAAUACAAGAACGAUGUGAGAAUGCAAUAGUAUGUCGACACCUGCAUAAUGGAUAAACCUCUGCGUAGAGCAACGGGUUUGGGGACUAUGACUUAUUAAAAGACAUUUGUUUUUG